AUGAGCAUUCCUUUCCCGUCAUGGAACGAACAACAGAGUCUAUUCAUGCUAUCAAGUGUUGAUUCUGAGACAUGCAAUCAGCUAAGCUUGGACAACCCGCUACCCGCUCUUCAGAGGCCCGAGUCAGAGGCCAGCACCAAAAAGAUGGCAAUUCCACGACUCGCCGAAGGAGCAGAGUCAGCCUUCACCUCACCUGGUAGAUUUCACCGUCGGCAUGUACGUCGAGCAUGCGAAAGUUGUCGACAGAGAAAGACCAAAUGCACUGGCGACAAGUCCGGGUGUCGCAACUGUCGCGAGGCUGGCAUCAUUUGCUGCUAUACCGAUGGUAAAAGAGAGAAAUCGAAACGGCAGCUGGCCAGUCUGUCAUCCAAAGUGCAGGCCUACGAAGAUAUCAUCAGAAAACUGAGCAAUCGCUUCGGGGUCUCUGAUGAGCAGCUUGUUAACAUUGCCUUGGUAGCGGAAUCCGCUCCUGAUCUGGCGCUAAAUGCCGAUGCCAGCCUGGUCACUACGGGCGAGAGAAACCAGGGCUCAGGCUCGGAACCACCACCAGAUCGAUCUUCAUCGCCCAGUGCAUUUGACGGCGUUGUUCAUACAGAAGAAGACUUCAACAGAGACGAGACCGCCCGGGCAACUGGUUUCAUUGGUAGAAGCUCGGAAAUUUCCUGGCUUCAGAAGCUAAGUAAAGAGAUCAACAACGAGUGCGAGGAUUGGUCCUCGACCAAGUCCAACGAGGACGAUGGUAACGGUUUACCCUCUCCAACAUUGACGCCCCUACCCGAAAAGCCUAGUGAUCCAUUAGUGGCUUCUUCUAAUUACUACAUCGACGAUUUAGAUGCUCCAAAGAAAGAGCAGGUUGAUGCAUUUGGAGUACCUUCGCGGGACACGGCAACUAAACUGCUCAAUGCCUAUCUGACCUCGGUGCAUCCGUCCUUCCCAAUCAUUGGCAUCUCCACCUUCAUUUCGCAGUUCCAAGUCUUCUUCAGCCAGCCAUCUCUCAAGCCAGGGAACAAGUGGCUGGCCAUUCUCAAUUUGAUUUUCGCCAUUGCAUCGAAGUAUGGACAGUUGACCGAUGCAGAGUGGAAAGAUGGCGAAGAUGAGCAUCAAAUGUAUUUUUCCCGGGCAAGAAGUCUCAGCCUGGAAUAUCAGCUUCUACAUCAUCCUGAUUUACAGCAACUUCAGGUUGAGGGACUUGCUUGCUUCUACUUGAUUGCAUCUGGCCAUAUCAAUCGAGCCUGGAAGUUGUCUGGCAGUGCUGUCAGAGGGGCAUUAGGCCUCGGUCUUCAUCUCCAAAACGUGGGUGUAUGCACAUCUGAUACCUCGAAGGAAAUUCGAUAUCGCGUCUGGUGGUCACUCUACAAUAUCGAGCACCUCCUCGGUGUCAUGACGGGGCGUCCGUCCUGCAUCAUCGACAGCUCUUGCACUACACCUCUUCCAGUCCCAUUCGAUGAAAGUGACUUUCAAAAAGAAGAAGUUGCCCAGCUCAUCAGUGUUGCUGGACGAGGUACAUCGAGUCCCUUGGAUCGCAUGUCAUUCAGCAGCAGCGCGGCCAACCUGGAUUCUACCGCAGACUCAGACACAAACGACACCCCAGCUGAAAGCGAUACAAAGAGGAGCCGGGCUGAGUACCUGAGGAGUCUCCCACCGUGCAUGUCACUCUACUUCUUGCAGAUGACUUCACUGACCACCAUCGCCAAGCGAAUGACGACCAAGCUCUACAGUCCAGAGGCACUGCAGUCUCCAUGGGCGAGCAUCGAAUUCACGAUCCAGAGUCUCAUGCUUGGAAUUGAUUCAUGGUUCAUGAAUCUUCCCUCGGCAUACGACUUUACUUCCACACAGACUUCUCAAUGCCCCGUUGGACAGCGAAUGGGGCUUGCGUUUUUGUUUUACAGUACCAAAAUUGGAAUCACCCGCCCGUGUCUCCGUCGCCUUGACACGUCUCCUCCAGAGGAUGACAAGACGCAUGAAUUCUGUAGCAAGACCGCUGCCGAGUGCGUUGAGUCUGCAUGCCAUAUGCUGACAUUGUUUCCGGACACUCCAGAUGCUGCUAUGUUGCAUAGGAUCUCUCCUUGGUGGUGCACACUGCACUAUCUAAUGCAAGCAACUACUGUGCUUCUACUGGAACUUGCAUUCCACUCCCAACAUGUUCCAGAGAAAGGAAACAUGGUUCUCAAAGCCGCCAAGAAGGCAAUCGACUGGCUCUCCGCAUUAUCCAAGACAAACAUGGCGUCCGAGAGAGCUUGGAAACUAUGCGAUGGAUUCUUGCGCCGUCUCGCACCCCACAUCGGAAUUGAUAUCAACGAGCUGUCUGAUAAUGAAGGUUCGUCGAGUAACUUUCUCUUCGAUGCCCCAGACGCUCUCCAUUCCACUGAAACUGGAGAUGAUCAAAUUAUCGACAAUCUCUCGUUCGAUCGAUCGUCGAGCUUGCCUGCAGUUCCCGAAACUACGGCGGAUUCCCUUGCUGCUGAGAUGGACUCCAUUGCUUGUUCGCCGACGAAGCAACCCAUGAGCCCUCUCGAUAUGUCGGUGCCUUACAAUAUCGAAGCACCUGAUCUACUGGACACAUUGACCAAGCCGGAAACCUCUCUCUCGGGCCAACUACCCUACGACGAGUUGUUCCCCUAUGAUCCAGCGACUGGUCAGAUUACUGGGUCAUUCUUCCCGUCCGGGCCAAAUAUAGAUCUUGAUAUGGGGUAUUUCUGGGGCGAUGCUGUGUGUUGA
This is a messenger RNA of Penicillium daleae, 2718 nucleotides long. Its product is annotated as CeGAL family transcription factor. Gene Ontology annotation, biological process: DNA-templated transcription; regulation of DNA-templated transcription. The coding region runs from base 1 to 2718 and encodes 905 amino acids. The transcript is spliced from 5 exons. The record is from RefSeq and is a predicted model, not a curated record. Lineage: Eukaryota; Fungi; Ascomycota; Eurotiomycetes; Eurotiales; Aspergillaceae. Gene Ontology annotation, molecular function: DNA-binding transcription factor activity, RNA polymerase II-specific; DNA binding; zinc ion binding.